AUGACCUCGAUCCCAUCUCAGUCGGGCGUUCAACAAGGACAGAGCACCGCUACUACCGCUUCCUCCCAGCCCUCUUCAACCCCCUUGGCCACUCAGCCAGUUAAGUCCUACGCCAACGCCACGAAGAAAUCCGCGGACUCACCCGCGACCGUCACUGUGGGUGGCUCAGCGCAACAUGGGAAGUCGAGUUCGGUCUCUCCUGUGAACGGCAAACCCAUGCAAAACCAACAGGCAUCGGGGGUGACCAUCGUCAAUGGUGCCCCGACUGCUCCUGCCCAGGACCACUCUCGCAAGCCUUCUGUGACCAUCACAUCUGCUGGUACCUCUGGAUACAUGCCCAACGGUGGACCUGCUAGCCGGCCCAACAGCAUUCAGUUCGGUUUCACCAACCCGCAGAGCUCACCCAACAUGGGUAAUCCUGCUGUUCUCUCCAACCAGUCGCAGUCCAACCUGGGUGCUCCCUCGGGCAACCCGAGAAUCACUUCUCCUCAGACCUCGCCUUCCCCCAUUCCACAACCCGCAUCAAGCGGCGGUCGCCCACCCUCAACUUACCAGGCACAAGGAAACGUCCCGAACUUUGGAAGCUUCGGUGAAACCGGUGAAAAUAACGUAUGUCCCACAUCCUUUGGUUUUUUCGAUACAUACGGAUCCUUCAUUGUUGAUAUGCGCGAAGACGCGACCGCGCAACAACUCCUUCUCCAACGUCCCCAUUUUAAUCAUUCUUUUUACUUACAGAUGCGCCCAUCUCCGCAGGCACCCCUUGGCCCAAGUUCUCACUUGCGCCGCGACUCCGCUCAGUCUGCCCACAGCGACAUGAGCAACCAUAUGGUAGGUAGUGGUCCUGGCCGUGGCGGCUACCCUCACCAGGGUGGACGCGGUCGUGGAUAUUCCCAGUCUGGUUACCAAGGCCCGAUACAAUAUUCGCCCGGUCCGAACUUCCGUCAACCCAACAACCAACCUCGCGGUGGUCACAACAUGGGUCCUCAAUUCCACGGCCCUAACCAAGGCCGUCCGUUGGCCCCCUUCCCUAACUCGCCACAUCAAGCAAACCGCAGCCCGGCGAUCCCCAACGCGCACCCUACCACACCGCAAAUGAACCCUGUACCGAUGGCCCAUCCCCAAAUGCAACCGCAAUACGGCUAUCCCCAGUCUGUGAGAUCUCCCCCUUUGAACAGUGGUCGUAGCUGGUGGCCGUCGGGAGAGGCUCAACUCAACUUUGACUUCGCUCACGCCCCUCUAUAUAUCCCUGAUCAGGCGAUGGACCUCGCGCCAGAGAGCGGCUAUUUUGAACAAUAUCUAAUGGAAAUGAAACAACAACAGGCUUAUCCCCCGGCUUACGAUCCCAACUAUGGCUACUACCCCGGUGGCGGAUACAUGCAGCCGAUGCAGUACAUGCCUCCGUCACCUCAACCCCGCCCCGGCAUGCCCUACAACCCUCAGCCUGGUUACAUGGGCGGACAGUACCCCGUUCAACCUCCUCCGCAGUCGACCCCCCUCUCGCGUACUCCGUCCCAGAUGUCUACUGACCGACCAGGCUCUAGUCUGGGCCAGGGCCCUGCAGCCACUGGUCCUUCGGCUCCUGGUCACUCUCACAGAUCGUCUAACAGCCCUGCCCCCUCCAGCAAGCCGCAAUUCGUCAUCCCCUCGACCAAGCGAGUGGCCAUUGUCAUCAAGGACCCUGGUAGUGGUGCUGUGAAGACCUUUGACAAAGCCCCUGCUUCUCCCGCUCGUGCUACUCCUUCUCCAGUCAAGACAUCCACUCCUCCCCCGCGAACCUCGAGUGCUUCUGAGCACACUCGGGCCGACAGCAAGGCUACUAACAUCAAGUCCGACGAGGAGAAAAAGCAGGCACUGAAAGAGGCUGUGCGCCAGAAGAUUCUGCAGGAUGAAAUCGCAGCCAAGAAGCUUGAAGCUGAAGCUGCCGCCGCUGCCGCCGCUACGGCUGCCGCUGCUGCCGCUGCAGCUGCAGCUGCAGCCCCCGCAGUUCCCGCACCGGAAGCAUCAGAAGAGAAGUCUGCCCCCGUUGAGGAGAAGAAGGCGCCAGCCCCCGCUCCCGUUGAGGAGGAGAUUGACUACGAUGCCAUCGAGCGCGAGAUGGCUGAGAUUGAAGCUAAGGAGCGUGCUGCUGAAGAGGACUAUAACCGCAAGAAGCAGGAAAAGAAGGAGGAAGCUGAGCGCAAGGCACGCGAGGAGCGUGAGUCCUAUGAAGCCAACAUGAAAAAGGCUGAAAAGGAGGCUGAGGAGCGAGAGAUUGCCCUCGAGGCCGCCCGCGCUAAGGGCGACACCACCGAGGAAGAUGCCAGUCGCAAGGAACGCGAAGAUCUCUUUGCCUCCCUCAAGAAGGGCGGUUUCGGCGCAACUGAGACCUCUACCCCAGCUGACAGUGGUGCUGCUACCCCCGUUUCAUCUGACAUGGGCCCCCCUUCUAAGCCCGCCAGUGCUACUGUUAAGAAGCCUACUGGUCUGAAGCUUGAUACUCCCAAGGCUACUGAGCCCAGUGCGUCCAUGAAGGCUUUGCAAAAUGCCAAGCUUCUUGAGGAUCUCAGCAGCGUUACCUACCCGUCCUCCAUCAACGGCCCCAACGCUGCCUUGAACUCCAGCGCCACGGCUGGUCGCCGAUUCCACUACGACCUUAACUUCUUGCUUCAGUUCCAGGCCGCGUACAAGGACAAGCCGUCUGUUGAUUGGGAUGCCCGUAUCCGCGAUACCGUUGGUGACAAGGACCAGUCAGCCCGAACCCCAAUGGGCUCCCGCAGCGGCUCUAAACACGGCCCUUCAUCUGGUUUCCCCGGUCCGAUGGGCGCCGGCUCCAUUUUCCCUCACGGAGGCCGUCCCGGAACUUCCAUGGGCCCUCGAAACUCUCAUCCUUUCCCCGGUCCUUUCCCGAACACCCGACCCGGCAACAUGGGUAUGCCUCCUUCUCGCACCAAUACUAAUAGCAUUUCUCGCCAAGGCACUGGUAGUAAGAAUGGUCCCCGUGGCGGCAGCAAACAACCGCGCGGAAUGAAGAAUGAGCAAGAUCCCAACAGGACCAUGCCUCUCACCGCCGGUAUGGACUUGAAGGCUAUUCAAGUCUCUGCCACUGGCUGGAAGCCCCGCAGUGUCGGCCAAUCUAGCGCUGGCCCUGCUCCUGGUGGUGAAGGCUACAUGGCACCUGAUGUCGUGCAGCGAAAGGUCAAGGCUGCUCUCAACAAGAUGACUCCCGAAAAGUUCGACCGCAUCUCAUCUCAAAUUCUGGAAAUUGUUUCUCAGUCAAAGGAAGAGUCAGAUGGCCGCACUCUCCGACAGGUCAUCCAGCUCACCUUCGAGAAGGCUACCGAUGAAGCUCACUGGGCCCCGAUGUAUGCCAAGUUCUGCAAGGCUAUGCUUGAGAGCAUGAGCGCAGAGAUCAAGGACGAGAACAUUCGUGACAAGUCCGGCGCCGUCGUCACCGGUGGCAGUCUCUUCCGCAAGUACCUGCUCAACCGCUGCCAGGAGGAGUUUGAGCGUGGUUGGAAGGUCAACCUGCCCGAGAAGCCAGAGGGUGUCACUGAGGAGAUCGCUAUGAUGUCCGAUGAGUACUACGUGGCUGCUGCCGCUAAGCGACGUGGUCUUGGUCUGGUCAAGUUUAUUGGUGAGCUGUACAAGCUGGGUAUGUUGACUGAGCGUAUCAUGCACGAGUGUGUGAAGAAGCUUGUCGACUACGAGGGUAUUCCCGACGAGGCUGAGGUGGAGAGCUUGACCAGUCUCCUGCGCACCAUCGGUGCCAGCCUGGACGCUUCGGAGAAGGGUCCCGCUAUGAUGGACGCCUACUUCGCCCGCAUCAACCUUAUGAUGGAGACCCCUGGUCUUCCCAGUCGUCUUAAGUUUAUGCUUUUGGAUAUUAUCGAUCUGCGCAACUCGCGUUGGAACUCCAAGGAUGCCGACAAGGGUCCCAAGACCAUUCAACAGAUUCGUGAAGAGGCUGCCCGUGCCCAGCAAGCUGCGGAGGCUGAGCGCGCUCGCCAGCAGGCCAACCGUGGCGGUGGUGGUGGCGGUGGUCGCCCUGCCAUGGGCCCCCCUCCAGACUAUGCCUCCAGCAAGGUUGGCAGUGACGAUCUCCGUCGUCUGCGUUCCAACCGCACAACCAACCAGCCCAUGUCAUUCGGCCCGUCGAGCCUCCUGGGCUCUCGCAGCAGCAGCCGCAAGAACCUGGGCCCGGGUGGUAACCUUGUUCGGGGUAGCGAUGACAGCGCUGCUAGCAGCCGCACUGGCACCCCUCCUGCCGGAAAGAAGGAGGAAUCCUCGUCAAUCAACGCUUUCAGUGCUCUCGCAGCUCUCGAAGACCGUGACAACAUGGCUACCUCACCCCCAUCCGCCCACACUUCCCCCGUUCUUACCAAGUCUCAACCUGCCGCUGCCGCAAAGGAUGGCGAGAAUGCAUAG
Penicillium taxi is the source of this 4404-nucleotide messenger RNA. RefSeq names its product putative eukaryotic translation initiation factor subunit eIF-4F. The coding region runs from base 1 to 4404 and encodes 1467 amino acids. The transcript has 5 exons. NCBI's taxonomy places the organism in Eukaryota, Fungi, Ascomycota, Eurotiomycetes, Eurotiales, Aspergillaceae. Gene Ontology annotation, cellular component: eukaryotic translation initiation factor 4F complex. The record is from RefSeq and is a predicted model, not a curated record. Gene Ontology annotation, molecular function: protein binding; translation initiation factor activity; mRNA binding.